UGUAGAUCGUGGGAUGGGAAGAUUUCUCUCAAGUGCCGCUCGCCGACGCUGUCUCCUAUCUGCUCCAUUUAAUAUUCUAAGGCUAUUUCCAACGCCGCAGCUCCACGGAGUAUUGCGAUCGCUGGAAACACUAGCUUAUGAGGAGAUCCGGGUCUCCGAGCGGCCCGUUAAUUCCACAGCUUUCGUUCUUCAUGGGCUUCUCGGAUCGACUAGAAACUGGAGGACCUUCUCAAGAAGUCUUGCCUCUGAACUUCAGAAAACUUCUCCUUCUAAUGAAUGGAGGAUGGUUCUUGCUGAUUUAAGAAAUCAUGGAAGAUCGUCUGGAAUUAGAGGGCUUGAUCCUCCCCAUGAUAUGGCAAAUGCAGCAAGGGAUCUAGCUAAUCUGGUGAAGUCUCACGAAUGGGAGUGGCCAGAUGUUGUCAUCGGACACUCCAUGGGUGGAAAAGUUGCCCUAGACUUUGCAGCUAGUUGUGCUCUUGGGAACUACGGGGAAAAUGCUGUUUUGCCGAAACAGCUUUGGGUGUUGGACUCGGUUCCAGGAAAGGUCGGUUCAGAUGAAAGUGAUGGUGAAGUAGAAAAGGUUUUACAGACUUUGAGUAGUCUUCCUUCAGCCCUUCCGUCACCAAAUUGGCUUGUCGAUCACAUGAUUGAACAUGGAUUUUCCAAGUCCCUUUCUGAGUGGAUUGGGAGCAACUUGAAGAAGUCGGGUGAUGGAUUAACCUGGACUUUUGAUCUUCAGGCUGCGAUUGCUAUGUUCGAUUCCUACAGGGAAACAAGCUAUUGGCAUUUACUGGAGAAACCCCCAAGUGGAAUGGAAAUUGUGAUGGUUCGAGCUGAGAAUAGUGAUAGAUGGCCCAAGCAUGUGCUUGACAAGCUGUUCUAUUUAUCAACGAAGGUAAGGAAAGCAGACGAGGGAAAGCUGACAGUUCAUCUUCUUCCCAAGUCUGGUCAUUGGGUUCAUGUGGACAACCCUAAGGGAUUACUAGAGAUAAUGGUGCCCAAUUUCAUGAUGAAGUUCUGAAUCUUUUGCACAAGCAAUUGUUUCCUUCGUCUUCUUUUGGCUUGAAUAAAUUGACAGGUGCUCGCUUCUCAACGUAUUUAAUUUCAUGCCUUGAACUUCUGUUUUUCUGCUUCUUGACAGAUUUUUUAUGUUUCACUUUUGUUCACUGUUACCUGAGAAUAGAAUUUUUUUUUCCAGCUUAGUAUCACAUUUGAUAUCGAA
This is a messenger RNA of Dendrobium catenatum, 1222 nucleotides long. Its product is annotated as protein ABHD11. The record is from RefSeq and is a predicted model, not a curated record. NCBI's taxonomy places the organism in Eukaryota, Viridiplantae, Streptophyta, Magnoliopsida, Asparagales, Orchidaceae. Bases 14 to 1021 code for a protein of 335 amino acids. The transcript has 5 exons.